AUGUCAUACGUCUGUUUUUGUCGAGCUAAGUUUGUCUCGACGGCCAAACUUCCGACACGCUUGAGCGGCGUUGUCAACUUUGCUCGACCUUUCACGAGUACUCGUAGCGUAGGAAGCUGGAACGCGAAGGUGGCUACCUCUUCUAUCGUCGAGAGUAAGAAGUCCAGCUUUCAGGCGCAUUGCACAACGAUCCAAUCUCCCUCCGACAUCCCGCUCGCCAUAUCUCAUUUCUCCCAUACCUCAUCUCGAUAUAAACGCGCCACCCACUGUAUGUACGCCUCACGAACCGUAGAAAGUGAACCAAACUCGAAACCCGCAUCCAAUCCCAGCAGUAUUGCCACAACCCGUCAAGACGACGGAGGCGAGAAGGGUGCUGGAGAUAUCUUAUCCAGUGUUCUCGAGCGGGCUGGGGCGAAUGACGUUUUGGUGGUAGUUUGGAGGUGGUAUGGUGGUGUUCCGCUCGGUGGAGAAAGGUGGAGAAUUAUUGGACAGGUGGCGAGGGAGGCGUUGAGGGAAGGAGGCUUUAUCGGAUCGGAGAAGCAGGUUGGAGAGGGGCAACAGUCGACCACAAGAGGGGGAAAGGGGAAGAAGAAAAAGCGCUAAUUGUGGCAGCCUUUGGAUAGGUUUGCGCCUCGGUCGCGUCUGUUCUCGGUAUGCAGUGCAAAGGUGUUCGUUCACCUGUGGUGCACUAUGGGAGAUGUGGCGCGCGUCGGCAUUGCUGGGACGCUCGUCUGACGGGCUGUUGUUUGUUUUGACUGGUCCGAGUGCCACGCAGACUUUGUCGGCAUAAUUCGAUGCGAUCCUUGCUCGUAUGAUGGACUCCGUCUUCUCAUCCACGACACAGAGUGGCACAGAUUCGCCCGCGGAACAUCCUCCGUCACCUCGUUCUCAUGUCCAGUCCAAUAUAACCAUUUGUUCCCGAGUCCGAAUAUCGUUUUGACAGUGCCA
This is a messenger RNA of Stereum hirsutum FP-91666 SS1, 948 nucleotides long. Its product is annotated as ribosomal protein S5 domain 2-like protein. Lineage: Eukaryota; Fungi; Basidiomycota; Agaricomycetes; Russulales; Stereaceae. Gene Ontology annotation, biological process: regulation of translational initiation. The record is from RefSeq and is a predicted model, not a curated record. Gene Ontology annotation, cellular component: cytoplasm. The coding region runs from base 1 to 603 and encodes 200 amino acids. The transcript is spliced from 3 exons.